Molecule: messenger RNA, 3019 nt
Organism: Sceloporus undulatus (fence lizard)
Lineage: Eukaryota; Metazoa; Chordata; Lepidosauria; Squamata; Phrynosomatidae
Gene: UBE2G2
Product: ubiquitin conjugating enzyme E2 G2
Exons: 6
Coding region: 102-599 (165 amino acids)
Cellular component (GO): endoplasmic reticulum; cytosol
Source: RefSeq, a predicted model, not a curated record
GCCGGGUGGACAUCCGGGUCACGGCAAACCGGAAGUGGUUCCGUGGGCAGAGCAGCAGCAGCAGCCCAGGAGCGAGGCGGUCUCCUGUGGGCGGCUGAGCCAUGGCCGGCACGGCCCUCAAGCGACUCAUGGCCGAGUAUAAACAGCUGACUCUGAAUCCACCAGAAGGCAUAGUAGCUGGACCUAUGAAUGAAGAAAAUUUCUUUGAGUGGGAAGCAUUGAUAAUGGGCCCAGAAGACACCUGCUUUGAAUAUGGUGUUUUUCCUGCUAUUCUGAGUUUUCCUCUUGAUUAUCCCUUAAGCCCUCCAAAGAUGCGAUUUACAUGUGAGAUGUUUCAUCCCAAUAUUUACCCAGAUGGAAGAGUAUGCAUUUCCAUUCUUCAUGCUCCUGGAGAUGAUCCUAUGGGCUAUGAGAGCAGUGCAGAACGAUGGAGCCCUGUGCAAAGUGUAGAGAAGAUCCUUUUGUCUGUGGUCAGCAUGUUGGCAGAACCAAAUGAUGAAAGUGGAGCCAAUGUGGAUGCCUCUAAAAUGUGGCGGGAAGACAGAGAACAGUUCAACAAAAUAGCCAAACAGAUUGUUCAGAAGUCACUUGGGCUUUAAAAAAGAAAGUGAACCCUGAAACAUUUGACAAUCGAAGUGUGGAAUUUUUUUCAGACAGAUAGAUGACUGUAAUAUGUGGUGGUAUUAAAAGGCAAGUCUUGCCAAAUAUUGACUAGGUUUCAUUACCCUCUUCCCAUAUACUAUGCCGUCUUUUUCUCUCUGUAAAAGUAAUGCCUAUCCAUUUAAGACAUAUUUGCACAUGAAAUACAAUGGAAUUUAGUUUAGCAAAAAGGUUUCACAGUGCUGUAGUGGAAACCAGGGAACAUUAGAUUGUGUGCAUCUUUCCAUUUAUAGUUAAAUUGUUUUUUGGCUGCUUUUCAGGACCAUACUGUGCAGUUGCUUGUAUGGUACUGAGAAGAGCUGUCAAUUUAUAAGUGCUUAGAAAAAUACUUUUAAGCACUUUGAGAAUCAGUUUUUUUUUAAGAAAUGAGAAACUGUUCUGAAAUACUACCUUACUGACAUAUCUUAAGAAGUACUCGUUGCCUCCCAAAUACUGCAAAACAGCUUUCUUUUGAAAUGUAAUGGACACCUAGUUAAGCUUUUGGACAAGAUGUUAUGGGCAAGAGAUUUACCCUCUGAAGUGGAGAUAAACCAGGGAGGAAGUGGUCAGUUUCCUCAAGGUGUAGCAUUUUGCUUCCGUAAAUAACAAAUCACACUUUAGGUCGCUGUUUAUGAGCACCCAUCAAGCACAGUCAAGUUCUUCAUGAAACAUUAGAUGAACUUGUUACAUCCCCAUCAUGUUUGAUGUUAUCUGAAUAGUUGUUCCAAAUAUAUAUUGGCUUCCAUGAUCGUGUAUCUCUAGCCAAAACAAAUGCUGGAAAUAACAUGUCUACUGACUGUUGCAAAAGAGCAAUUUCUACCAAGUUAUUUUUCAGUUCUGAACUGACAGCACUCAUACCGAAAUUAAAGAGUGUCUUGCCCUGACUAUACUCCUAAAGAAAAUAGGCUGAACAAAAUCUAGCAUGAAUACAUCUAGGUUAUCAGGAAUUAUUUUUUGUGGGUUUUUCGUACUAUGAGGUCAUGUUUUAGAAGAGUUUAUUCCUGACAUUUCACCAACACCUGUGGCUGGCAUCUUCUCUGAAGAUGCAAACUACAGCUGCUGGUGAAACAUCAGAAAUAAACUCUUCUAGAAUAUGGCCUGAAAACCCAUAAAAAACUAUGGAUGCCGGCUGUGAAAGUCUUCGACUUCACAUUAGCAGGAAUUGGUGGUUCUUAGCUUCUGUUAUUCUAGUAUUCUACAGGAACUGUGCAAUUGGUCUUGAUGACCAUUGUUAAAAAUAUAAAUGUAUUGGUUCCAUUGGAAUGAAAGAUACUUGUCUGUUCUUGUUAAUCAUGCAGGAACUGAGCAUUAAAUAUUUUCCAUGUAUUUGAUUUCCAGGUUAUGGAGCAGUUCACAACCAUCUUUUAUAAUGUACCAUGACAACCCAUCUGAUACUACUUUGGGGUGCCAAGUUUAAAGUUUACCUUACAAGAAAUAUGAUGCACAUGUCUUGCAUAAACUUCAGUUAAUCUUCAACUAUUUACACUUGAACCAGACUUUUAGAUGUAGCGAGAUAACCAUGAAGUCAAUAAAAUAUAUUUUAUUGUGACAGUAUCUUGAGCACCUGGAUUUACAUUGCAGUUUCACAAUUAACAUCACUUGCUGUCAGCCUUUUUUUCCUAGUUAAUUCCAUGCAUAGAAAUGUAAUGUUAAGUGAAAUACAAUGAGCCAAUUCAAGUAUUACCAUGGUACCAUGCUUUCCAAUGAAAAUACCUUUCCUGGUUUGAUUGAUCCACAGGGAAAGCUGGAUCCAAGUGUAGAAGCCAGCAGUAUGAAGUUCUUGCCCCAUGAGAGUGAUUAUCAGUGACAGAAAUGCCAUUGGAGUAAUGUCAGAUUGCACUUAGUUUUUUUCUCUGUUUAGGAAUUUUUGAAGUAAUCUUGGGAAUGGAGAGGAAUAUUUGGAUAGGAAAAGUAUUAGUAUUUGUCCAAAAUGCUAUCCACUGCUGUUGUUAUCUCCUCACACAGAUGAGUUCAUUUUAAAAGAUUGAGUAUCAACAGCAUUCUAAAGUAAGAGUACAGUGGACCUUUGUUAUACGCUGGAGUUUGGUUCCAAGAUCCCCCCAUGUAUAACAAAAUCCGUGUAUGCUCAAGUCCCAUUAAAUAUAAUGACAUAGCAAAAUGGUGUCCCUUAUAAAAAAUGGAAAAUCAAGGUAAAUUUAUACUUUUUUGGAACAUUUACAAACCGUGUAUGCUUGAAUCCGUGUAUAAAAAAUCUGUGUAUAAGAAGGGCCAACUGUAUAUUGCUUAAUGGUCAUUAAGAAAUUGGUAUGAAAGCUACUCUACUAUUAUACAGUGUUCAUGUGUUUAAAAUAUGUUGUUUUAUAUUGGACACAAUCUCUAAUGAAAAUAAAUGCAUAUUUUCCUUAAAUGUAUAAAAGAA